AUGAUUCCCAACUACGCCUACCGGGUGUCCCUACUCGCGAUGAUGGCACAUGCUGUUGGGGCCGAAGAAGCAGCCAAUGCGCAGAAGUACACGAAUUAUGCCGUCUCGGGGAUAAAGUCAUUGAAUGAUCAUUGGUACAAUGUGAAGACAGGUAUCUGGGAUGAUGCUUGGUGGAAUAGCGGAAACGCGCUCACUACCUUGGCCGACUUUGCGGCAUUACGACUGGCCGAGGCCAAUAAGCUCAAUGUUGGUGGCUAUAUGCGCAAUACAUUUGUCCAGGCCCAAAAGGUCAACGUGAAGACGGCGAAAUUUGUUAACAAAGCUGGCAUGGUCUCGUCCGUUUACUGCCUGGACGGGAGUAGCGGCUGCAUGGCUAAGCGAGAGUUUUUGGGCAAGCGUGGCUUUGACGAUUUUAUCAACGACUUUUACGAUGAUGAGGGAUGGUGGGCUCUGGGUUGGAUACGAGCUUACGAUGUUUCUGGCGAUGACGAUUAUCUCGGCGCCGCCAUUGAUUUAUUCAACGAUAUGCAGACGGGAUUAGGCGGCCCUUGCGACGGCGGUAUUUAUUGGAGCAAGGACCGACAGUACGUCAAUGCCAUUGCCAACGAGCUCUAUCUGUCGGUAGCUGCAUCUCUGGCUCGACGAGUUCCCCAAAACGGCACUUAUAAAGCUAUUGCCGUGCAGCAGUGGGACUGGUUUGAAAGGAGCGGCAUGAUCAAUGCGCAAAAUCUCAUCAACGACGGUCUCGAUGCGUCGUGUAAGAACAAUGGAUUACAGACUUGGACUUACAAUCAGGGUGUUGUCCUGGGUGGUCUCGCCGAGCUCUUUCGGGCUACCGGCGAUCUCAAAUACGCCGAAAAAGCCGUUUCUAUUGCCCAGGCAGCCAUGAAGGCGUUGUCUGUAGAUGGCAUUCUGACCGAGACCGGCGGGUGCGAUGCUGCGGGCGAUUGUGGCCGAGAUGGCGCACAGUUUAAGGGAGUCUUUAUUCGCAACUUGCGUUAUCUCAAUGAUGUUGCCCCCCACCAGGAAUUCAAGGACUUCAUCAUUCAAAACGCCAAGUCCAUCUGGGCCAAGGACCGAACCAGCGACAAUCAGUUUGGGGUGGCAUGGGCCGGUCCAUAUUACCCAGCCUUUGGCGCGACGCAAAGCAGUGCCUUGGAUGCCCUGGUUGCCGCUGUGGCCGUCUCAUAA
Metarhizium brunneum ARSEF 3297 is the source of this 1191-nucleotide messenger RNA. Its product is annotated as Mannan endo-1,6-alpha-mannosidase DFG5. The record is from RefSeq and is a predicted model, not a curated record. Lineage: Eukaryota; Fungi; Ascomycota; Sordariomycetes; Hypocreales; Clavicipitaceae. Gene Ontology annotation, biological process: carbohydrate metabolic process.